CCGGACUACAACAAUAAAAUGCCGGUAGCAGCCUACUACAUCAUCCGCUACACAAAAAGAUGGUCGAGUAGCAGAAUAUGGCUUCCUUUUAGCAGCUGUUAUGUGAUUCUUCCUUUGUCUUCAAGAGAGCAAGGAGGACGAUCAGUGAGCAUGAAGGUGCGGAGUUCUCAAGUUUAAGCGCUCAGAGCAUAGAUAAAGUGCAUCUCUCUCUUUUUGUUUCAACCACCAUAUCUUGAUCGAAUUUACACGCAACAUAAGCAUAUGUCAUAUUCAUCCCCAACAACAGAUCAAGUGACAGUAACUGAACGACGACGAUGCUGGAUCUGUUUCGAUGAGGACUCCAAAGAACAAGAGGGAAGUGAACAAGUAGUAUGGGUAAAGCCAUGCAAAUGUUCGUUGACUUCUCAUGAACAAUGUCUCUUGGACUGGAUUGCCGAAAAUCAAAAGACCUCGCCUCGACAUAAAGUACAAUGCCCUCAAUGCGCUACCCCUUACGUAAUUGCCGACAGUGCAAGCCAAACGUUAAUUGUGUUAACGACGUUAGACCGAUUUGUCCAUGCAGCUGCUCCAUAUAUCACGCUUUUAGGUUUGGGCUGCUCAGCACUAGUAACUUCGACAACAUUUGGCGCAUACACCGUCAUGAGCUUCUUGGGGCCAGAGCAAGGAGAGCAGCUGAUGGGUGUCCCUGCGCAGUGGUCAUGGCGCGUAUGGAUCAGCCUGCCCGUCAUCCCGAUGAUAUUGAUCUCGUCUCGGUAUCGUUGGGCAGAUGGGUUUUUACCCUUCGCGACUUUGUUAUUACUGAGAGCGAUUGGUAGUCCAUUACAUCAGACCAAAUUUUCGUGGCCUCCUUCCCCAGUGGCGACAUUAGGUUUAUUUCCAUGGAUCAGAAGGGAAGAACAGUGCCUCUAAAGGUUAUAUCACACUUUCUCACUCUCCGUAUCUAUACAUAGAUUGGUCUAUAACAAUUUGUUUUUACUCGUACAAUUUCGGCUAUCACGAUUAAUACUACGAUGUCGAUCAAAAAGUUCACAACGCCGAUUUCAGCAG
Zychaea mexicana is the source of this 1047-nucleotide messenger RNA. RefSeq lists its product as uncharacterized. The transcript is spliced from 2 exons. NCBI's taxonomy places the organism in Eukaryota, Fungi, Mucoromycota, Mucoromycetes, Mucorales, Lichtheimiaceae. Gene Ontology annotation, molecular function: zinc ion binding. Bases 262 to 909 code for a protein of 215 amino acids. The record is from RefSeq and is a predicted model, not a curated record.